AUGACGAUGACGACUGCUGGUCCGAUGAUAACGCUCUCAAAUGGCUUGAAAAUGCCUCAAGCAUAUCCAAAUGAAGUAGCGAAUGCGGUCCGAUGUGCACUAGAUGUCGGUUACCGCCUCAUCGAUACGGCCACUUGUUAUGGAAAUGAGAAGGAGAUUGGUGAUGUUGUGGCUGAAUAUGUGAAGAGCGGAAAAGUUAAACGCGAAGACUUAUUCAUCACUACAAAAUUGUGGUGUACACACAAUCGUCCAUCAGAAGUGGAGGGUCAAAUUCGAGAAUCGCUAUCGAAAUUACAAGUAGAUUAUAUUGAUCUUUAUUUAGCACACAUGCCUGCUACAUUUAAUGGUUUAGAAAGUGUCUAUAAAAAGGGUUUAGCGAAAGCGAUUGGUCUAUCAAAUGUGAACGCUGCCCAAGUAGAGCGUAUUCAGAAAACAGCCAGUAUACCCAUUCACAAUGUUCAAUGUGAAUGUUAUUUGUAUUUUCCACAACAUGAACUGGUUGAUACUUGUCGAAAGCAUAACAUCUCAUUCACCGCAUACGCACCAAUUGGCUCUCCUGGACGCGUUAAUUGGAAACUCCCAAGUGGCGCCAAAUUAGUUUGGGCCGAUGCAAAAAAUCCAUUAGAAAACGAUCUGGUCGUGGCUCUUGCCAAAAAAUACGACAAAACAAGUGCACAGAUACUGCUUCGUAAUCUCUUACAGCGUGGCAUAGCCAUUAUACCAAAGAGUACGAAUGAUAAGCGCAUCAAAGAGAACUUCAGUAUAUUCGAUUUCAAGUUAACUGAUGAUGAAAUGAAGCAGUUAAACGAUAUCAAACAUCGACAACGUCUUUUCUUCCAAGAUUUCAUGGAAGGGCAUCCAGAAGAUCCGUUCAAAGAAGAACGUCAUUAA
This is a messenger RNA of Anisakis simplex (herring worm), 891 nucleotides long. NCBI's taxonomy places the organism in Eukaryota, Metazoa, Nematoda, Chromadorea, Rhabditida, Anisakidae. The record is from the annotation of a GenBank genome assembly.